AUAUCUUAAAAUCUUUUCUUGUGCUGGAUCACAAUGGAGUUCCCUGAGACUGGCAAACAUUGUUCAAUGAAAGAUUGCAAAUUAUUGGAUUUUUUGCCUUUUGUGUGUGAGCAUUGUCAAGCCACUUUCUGUAAAGAACACUUUCAUAUGGUGUCACACGAAUGUUUAAAAGCAGAGAAUGCAAAACUUGCCAUAGAAAAAUCAACAAAUUUUUUAUGCUCUGAAAAGUCCUGCAAGGUAAUAUCAUUAAUUGAGAUGCCUUGCAUCAAGUGUAAACAACAUUUUUGUGUGAUGCACAGGCAUCAUGGAUGCUUGGAAUUAAGUGAAACCGAGAAAACUCAGAAACUGAAAAAAUGGCAAAUACCCAAGAAACAAUUUGCAGAAGCAAAAGCUGUUGUAGAUCAACAAAUUGCAGACAGCUUGAGAAAAUCUAAGAAUACAGCAAUGGCAAAUAAGGUACAACUCAUGCGUGUGAAGGGUUCUGCAAUUGGUCCCAAAAAUGUACCAACGAGCGAGAGAUGUUAUUUUCUUGUGCAUUUGCCGCUCACAGUUAAAAAUAAACACAUAGGCACAUCUAAAGGUGUUUUUGUUAACAUGCAGUGGACAAUAGGCAAAUGUAUAGAUUCAAUGGCAGAUACACUUAAAGUUCCCACUAAUACUGAUGCAACCAUUGUAAAUAAACUACAACUUUUCCAUCAUUCUAAUGGAGCUCUAAUAUAUGCUGAGAUGGAUACACCUUUAAUCAAAUUAUUUGAAAAUUCUACUAUUGUUGAUGGACAGCGAGUUAUCCUAGAAUAUUCUAAUAAUGUACCUAUAGACACAUCCUUGUAUAAAUAGAUUGUUUAUUUUGUCAUAUAAUAAAAAUUCUCAUAUAAAAUUAUCUACUAUAUAUAGUAAUAGCCCACCAAUUAGAUAACUAUUGAGCAAUGUGAAUACGAUAGUUCUUUAUUUUACUUGUGUGAUGUAUAAAAGACAUAAUAAGUUUUUAUCAAUAUAAUUUGAUUUAUUGACAAUGGCAAAAUAACACAUAUCUUUUAGAAUAAUACCUAUUUAUUACAAACUAGAAGAUUUCAUAUCAGUGGUUUUACAGU
Messenger RNA from Camponotus floridanus (Florida carpenter ant), 1091 nucleotides. RefSeq names its product AN1-type zinc finger protein 1. The record is from RefSeq and is a predicted model, not a curated record. The coding region runs from base 34 to 837 and encodes 267 amino acids. Gene Ontology annotation, biological process: protein targeting to ER; proteasome-mediated ubiquitin-dependent protein catabolic process. Lineage: Eukaryota; Metazoa; Arthropoda; Insecta; Hymenoptera; Formicidae. Gene Ontology annotation, molecular function: zinc ion binding. The transcript has 2 exons. Gene Ontology annotation, cellular component: endoplasmic reticulum; cytoplasm.